GCAAGACAUCGUCAUGUGACAUUGGCGUAAACAGGAAGCAGCUGAUCUUCACUCCACUGCCUGCUUCUACCAAGUAAUGUAUAACGUUACAACAUCUUAAAAAAUAAAACUGUAGUGUAAAAUUGCUUGAGUUUAAGUAACCGCUCCAGCCUGUUGGGUUGAAGGAGAGGAAGAGGAGAGCUGCUGCGGACAUUGACUAAAGUCAUCUGACUUGCAGCUCAGACAAAUACUCUACAUCGUGUCUGCUGAGGGGGAUGUCAAGCACAGCAAUGAAAAAAAAGGUGUUACUGAUGGGGAAAAGUGGGUCUGGAAAGACCAGUAUGAGAUCAAUCAUCUUUGCCAAUUACAUAGCUCGAGACACACGCCGCCUUGGAGCUACAAUUGACGUGGAGCACUCCCAUGUACGGUUUCUUGGCAAUCUGGUUCUAAACCUGUGGGACUGUGGAGGACAGGACACGUUCAUGGAGAACUACUUCACCAGUCAGAGGGACAACAUUUUCAGAAACGUAGAGGUGCUUAUUUAUGUAUUUGAUGUUGAGAGCCGUGAGCUGGAGAAAGACAUGCACUACUACCAGUCCUGUCUUGAGGCCAUCCUGCAGAACUCCCCCGACGCUAAAGUGUUCUGCCUCGUUCACAAAAUGGAUCUGGUGCAGGAAGACCAGAGAGAUUUGAUCUUUAAGGAGCGGGAAGAAGAUCUGAAGAGACUGUCCAGACCUCUUGCUUGCACUUGCUUCAGGACAUCAAUCUGGGACGAAACCCUGUAUAAGGCCUGGUCUAGCAUAGUGUACCAACUCAUCCCAAACGUCCAGCAGCUGGAGACAAACCUGAGAAAUUUUGCGCAGAUCAUAGAGGCCGAUGAAGUCCUUCUGUUUGAGAGAGCCACCUUCCUGGUGAUCUCCCACUAUCAGUGCAAAGAGCAGCGUGAUGCCCACCGGUUUGAGAAGAUCAGUAACAUUAUCAAACAGUUCAAACUCAGCUGUAGUAAGCUCGCAGCCUCUUUCCAAAGCAUGGAAGUGAGGAACUCCAACUUUGCGGCCUUCAUUGACGUCUUUACCUCUAACACAUAUGUCAUGGUCAUCAUGUCGGACCCUUCCAUUCCAUCUGCAGCCACUCUCAUCAAUAUCCGUAAUGCUAGGAAACACUUUGAGAAGUUGGAGCGGGUGGAUGGACCCAAGCACAGCCUUCACAUGCGAAUGCGCUAGCCGGCGCAUUUGUCCCACUGGAUCCUCUCAGCCAAUCAGUCCACAGACUGCAGACAACAUGUUGCGGUCUUCCAGCUCUGUAACCUAUGAGCAGCCCUGCACUGUUUCCUCUCUCUCUAUAUAUAUAUAUAUAUAUAUAUUCACAUUCAAUCACAGUUACUACGGGAGAAAUCGCAUCUUCUUUUGGUCUAAUUUCUACAGUGAUCACAUAUAUCUUGAACCACGAUAUAGUCUGUUGAAAUAUUUGCCCUGUCUCUAUGCAUUAAAGUAAAAUGAAAAGUUACCUUGAAGGGGGGGGGGGGGGCUACCUUUGCUGUCACACUUUGUCUUAUAAAGUAGUUCCAUUCACGAUGUGCAGUGAAUCCCAGUGAUCGGGGGAUGUUAUCUCCAAAUGAUAAGCAGCAGAUACUGUUUGAUUUUCAAAUGCAGUUUGUAAGCUGUUAAACUUUGAAAAGUACGAACAAUAUAGUUAUAUUUCAAAAAGUA
Micropterus salmoides (largemouth bass) is the source of this 1688-nucleotide messenger RNA. It is a transcript of the gene rraga, whose product is annotated as Ras-related GTP binding A. Gene Ontology annotation, cellular component: lysosome; nucleus; Gtr1-Gtr2 GTPase complex. The record is from RefSeq and is a predicted model, not a curated record. Gene Ontology annotation, biological process: regulation of autophagy; cellular response to amino acid stimulus; cellular response to starvation. Bases 255 to 1202 code for a protein of 315 amino acids. The transcript is spliced from 10 exons. NCBI's taxonomy places the organism in Eukaryota, Metazoa, Chordata, Actinopteri, Centrarchiformes, Centrarchidae. Gene Ontology annotation, molecular function: GTPase activity; GTP binding.